Acyrthosiphon pisum (pea aphid) is the source of this 1263-nucleotide messenger RNA. RefSeq lists its product as uncharacterized. The transcript has 2 exons. The record is from RefSeq and is a predicted model, not a curated record. Bases 327 to 1229 code for a protein of 300 amino acids. NCBI's taxonomy places the organism in Eukaryota, Metazoa, Arthropoda, Insecta, Hemiptera, Aphididae. Gene Ontology annotation, molecular function: protein dimerization activity.
AGAGCAGCGAUUUUCAGAGAAAUUCAAAUUGAAUGUGGUAUUAUAGAAGGUAAAAAAAUCCAUUGCAUGCAGUUAAGAGAGUAAGCACAACUCGGUGGAGUUCUCAUUCGGCAGCAUUAAAUGUAGUUUUGAAAUUCCACAAUGCAGUUUUAAAAACAUUAAACCAAAUUAAAGAUUCUGAAGGAUCUGCUGAUGUAGUAGUUGGUGCAAAUUGUAGUGGUUUGAUAUCAUACCUUACAUCCCAACGUUUUCUUCUAACAUCAUUAGUAUUCAAAACUAUAUUUGAUAUACUUGAACCUGUCACCCGCCAAUUGCAAUCACAAGAUAUGGAUAUGCUUAUGGCCACAAAUAUUUUAAAUAAUGUGAUUAACCAAGUCAAAGAACUUAGAAAUGAUAGUUCAUUUAAAAGAAUACUAAAAAUGGCUGAUGAGUUUGCUGAAAAUAGUGUUGUUGACUUUUUACCUCUUGUAUCUAGCCGACCGAAACGUGUUCCAAAAAAAUCAGGUGAACUUUGUCGGGAUGAAAUUAUACCAUGUCCUAUGAAAAAAUUUAAAAUUGAUACAUACAAUGUCGUAGUGGAUAUUCUUUUAGCAGAGCUAAUUGGACGUUUUGAAAGCACUAAUAUAGGGCCCUUAAAAGACUUAUCCCUUCUUUCAUCUAGACGUAUUCGAGAAGUUCAAAAUAAUCCACACAUAGUACCUUGUGAUGCCUUUGAAGCUUUGUGUACCAUGUAUACACAAAUCGAUAAAAACGCAUUAUUGACAGAAUAUAUUGAAUUUUGUAAAAAUUUUACAGAAAUAGAAAACAGUAUUGUACUUCCUAAGUAUCUCAACAAAAAUGUAAUAGUUGAUUAUGAAGAAUCGCUAGAGUUAAACGCAUAUGGUUACGAUAGUAUGGAAGAAGAUUCUGUAAAAAUUAUUAGUCAUAACAUAGCUAGUACAAGGGAAUUAUUUAAGUUAUUUUGUUUGGCUAAAUUGGCUAAUAUUUUUCCAAAUUUAUACUUAGUUUUAAAAUUAUCUAUAACAUUACCUGUAACAAGCUGUAGCGUAGAGCGAACAUUUUCUAAAUUAAAACUCAUAAAAACGAAGUUAAGAACAACUAUGUCACAAGAUCGUCUCGAGAGUUUAAUGAAAAUAUCAUGUGAGCAAGAUAUAAUUAUUAAUAAUGAAAAUGUAAUUUUGUUAUUUGCAGCUAAAAGUAGUGUUCUAACUAAAUGUUUGAUUUAUUAGAUAAUAGAUUUAUUAGUAUAUAUUUAAUACCUAU